AUGAACAAUAGAUUACUAUAAUAUGGCAUCUGUGAUGUUAUAGUUUGUCUUGUGAUUGGAGUGGUAAAUAUGUUUUAGGAAUCCUCUUGUUUUGAGUUUGCGAUUGCAUUUCUAGCAGAGUUAAUUUUGAUGAUUGCUUUUAUUGUUUUGCUCCAUAAAAACUUUUUAAAUGCCUUGAUUAGAGAUUGCUACUUAAUAGUUUCAUAUAUGUUAUGCUAAAUUUUGUAAAUUGAAUUCUCAUAACAAUAACAAACCGCUGUAUUUACAAUUAUAAUUAUUAGGAAUAUAUGCUUUUCUUAAUCAUAAGACUGCUGGUACUUAUAACAGCUAUUUAAAGAAUAUCAUUUCGAAUCUGCAUUUUUUUUAUUGUCUAUCUUUACUUAUGUAUAAGAUUAGAGUUCUAUACAAAUCUAUUUCCUUAUUUUAGUCUAAUAUUUGUACCAUUAUUGUUCAAACUUGACAAGCAGCAAUAAAAUCUUUCUAAUUUAAUUACUGAUUUUUUCAAAGAGACAAUAACUAAUUCUAUAUUAAUAAUAGAUGCUUAAACAAAACAGCCACUAUUUCAUACUAAUUAAAUUGAAUCUGAAUUUUAUUAUACAAUUACUAACUAAAAAUAUUUUAUUAAUACACUUGAAUAAUUUCAAGAUUCUAGUCAUAAAACAUUAAGUUCAAUAUUUGAUGAAUAAAAACUACAAAUUACACCUGAAGAAUAAGUUUAAUAUUGCAGACUUUAAUAAAUCUCAAAUGAAGAUUAUUCAUAUAUGGAUUAACAUUAAAAUAAGAAGGUAUCAACAUUUAUUCAUGAUGAAAUUAAUGAAGAUAGAUAAGAAUUAGUAAUAGAAAGUCCUAAGUGUCAGGGUGAAUCAUUAAAAAAUUAAAAUUCAAAUUAAUUUAAUGAUGAUACUCCUUAUUAAGUCAAAAAAAGUAAAUUUAGAUAAUUCAAAGACAGUUAGUAUCAUAUUGAUUCAAUCAAGGAAUUAAAAUAAAAAAGAAUUAAUAUUUAAGUUUAGCAUUGCAUUUGGAAUUAUAAGGGAGCUUUUAUGAUUUAAAUUAAAGAUUUACGAAAUUAAUAAAUGGUUGAAAUAUUAAAUGAUGAAUUAGAGGAAAGUAGAAGACAAAACGAUAAUAAGGAUUAGAUAUUAGCUACAGUUUUUCAUGAUUUUAAGACUCCUAUUAAUGGAAUUUCAACUAUUGUGGAAGCUAUGGAAGAGAAAUUUGAUAUAAAUGCAUAAUAGAAAUAUUAUUUAAGAAUAAUCAAGAAAAAUGUAUUUUUAAUGUUGUACAUGAUUUAAGACAUUUUAGAUUUUGCAAGAAUUUAAAAGAAUUAAUUAAGAUUAAGUAUCACUGAUUUUUAUUUGAAUGAAAUUAUAGAAGAAGUAGUUGAAUUGGUGGCAAUCUAGGCAGAAUAAAAGGGAGUUGUUAUUAAUACCCAUUAUGAUUUGCCAACAUAUUAAAUAUAUAGUGAUCCAAAUAGAAUUAAAUAAGUAUUAAUGAAUUUUAUAUCUAAUUCAUUAAAAUUUACAGAAUCAGGUUCUAUAACCAUAUCAGUUAAUUCUCAUCAGACAGACAAAUCUUAACACAUAGUUCGAACAGGUUCAUCUAAAAAUGUGUUUACUUAAUAAUAAAAUUAAUAAUCAAUUGGAUAAUUGAGGAAACAAUUAUCAGGUAGAUCAGUAAAAACAAUAACAGGAUAAAAUAGAAUGAUAUACACAAUAACCAUAGCAGAUACAGGUUGUGGGAUAUCUGAGUUAAUAAAGCCAAAAUUAUUUAAUAUGUUCGCAACAUUUCCAAGUUAGAAAGUUCAGAAUAAAUGUGGUACAGGUAUAGGAUUAAUGGUAUGUAAAAAGUUAAUAAAAUUAUUGGGACCAUCAGAAAAUAUAGAUAUAUGGAGUGAAUAAAAUAAAGGAACAAAGAUGUCAUUUCAGAUUUAUUCUCGAUUGUCUGAUGACUCAAAAAGAUCUCCUAAUUAUAUUAGUGUAUUUAAAUAGGAAAGUAGUUCAAAAAACUUUAAUAUGGAUAGUCAAUCUUAAUUCGAUGAACAACAAUCCAUUUAAUAAACAUUUGUUAGGUCUUCAUUAUUAUAUGUAUAUUAAAGACCAAUUGAAAAACAUGAUUCAGAUGUGAAUUUCGAUUUCCAUCCAGAAUAGGAGGAUGCAGAUCAAUAGAAAUAAAAUAAUAUUAAUUACAUGAAGAACCAACGUUCACCAACUGUGAGCUAUAUAAAAAAUAAAGAAUAACCACUUGAUGAUUCUUAAGAUGUUAUCGAUCCAAGACAUCGUUUAUAAAGGAUAUUAUAAAAUAGACCACAUUUCUCAAUUUUGAUAGUUGAUGAUUAACCAUUUAAUGUUUUAGCUAUGAAACUGUUAUUAUAGGAUACCUGUUCGAAUAUAACAUUUUUAGAAGCCUAUAAUGGUUAGCAAGCUAUAAAUAAAUUGAUAAACUUUUAGAAAUAAAAAAAUAUAAAAUACGUUUUUAUGGAUUUAUUAAUGCCAAUAUUGAAUGGUUGGCAAGCUACUUAAAUGAUAAGAGAAAUGGUAUAUAAUAUGAAUAAUUAUAGAUAUAAAAAAAGUCAAUAGAUGAACUGAAAAUAAUAGCUAUAUCAGGUUAUGAUGAUGAAAACGAAUAGGAUAGAUGUGGUAAUAUUGGAUUUGAUGCUUUUAUUACUAAACCUGUAAGACUGGAGAUGAUAGCAGAAGUAUUUGUGUAGUUAGAGAAAGUUUGA
This is a messenger RNA of Paramecium sonneborni, 2722 nucleotides long. The record is from the annotation of a GenBank genome assembly. NCBI's taxonomy places the organism in Eukaryota, Ciliophora, Oligohymenophorea, Peniculida, Parameciidae.